AUGAUGAAUCGUCGUGCAUUGAGUGUUGUUGCCUCCGCUUUGGUCAACAAGUCAUCUCGUAGUAGAAUGGGGGCAGCAGCCACUUCCUUGUUCUCCUCCUCAUCCUCUUCCUCCUUCAAUAAUACAACACCAGCAGCAACAUUUGGAUGUUUGAGUGUUCCGAGCACAAGGUAUUAUAGUCGUAAAUCACACAUGAAAACAGCCAUGUAUUUGGAAACUUAUUUACAUGAAGCUUUUAUUUCUAGUAUUGAUGAAUUGGCAGUCUCUGUCAAUGGAAAGGAUGCUCAUACUAUUAAUUGGCAUGAAUUCCACGCAAAGUUUGAAGCUUUAAAGGCUUCUUUGAAGGCACAAUCUAAGCUUGAAGAUCUUGGUUGGGUUCCUGCUAUUCAUGAAUUUAUUUCAACAAGUGGAAAGGAACAUAAGGAUUUGCAAUUACUUUCCGAUUUAAAGUCAAGCCACAUUUUGGAACAUCAAGCUAUUAAUCAUAUUGAACAUAUUAUCAAACAUCAUCAACAUCAUCAAGGACCAACCCACAACAAGAUGGAUGAAUUGAAGAAUCACCUCGCUGAAUUGAGAAAGGUUGUUGAAGAUCACUUCCAAACCAAGGAAAAUAUUGUCGUGCCAUUAUCUGAACAAGUUCUCUCAAAGGAAGACCUUAGAAGUAUUCAAGAACAAGCUUUUGCAAAGCUUUUGGAAACAGACCAAAACGCCCAUCAAGUUCUUCACUAUUAUUCAUUCUCUAAGAAUUCUUUGGAUUUGACUGAAGCUAUGGUUCGUGAAGUUUUGGCUGCCAGAUCUGAAAAUAAGACUAAGGCUGAUGCCAUCUUGACUGAAUUCAAGAAGCACAUGCCACAAGAAGUUUGGCUUCAAGUUGUUGAAAGAAUUCCAGAAGUUAAAUCUCUCUAA
Molecule: messenger RNA, 906 nt
Organism: Naegleria gruberi
Lineage: Eukaryota; Heterolobosea; Eutetramitea; Acrasida; Naegleriidae
Exons: 1
Coding region: 1-906 (301 amino acids)
Source: RefSeq, a predicted model, not a curated record